This is a messenger RNA of Angiostrongylus costaricensis, 4797 nucleotides long. Lineage: Eukaryota; Metazoa; Nematoda; Chromadorea; Rhabditida; Metastrongylidae. The record is from the annotation of a GenBank genome assembly.
AUGUCAGUGCUGUCACCGCCAGAUGCAAGAAAAUUGAUCGAAGCCCUUCUUGGCGAUUUACGGCAGUUGUCCACGGAAGCAAAAAAGAAGCAUAACCAUGUAAAAGAGGCUGCCGAAUCAGGCGUUGUUCGAGUGCGAAACAUCAGUACUGCGUCUGGAGAAGGGAACCUUCUCACUAAUUUGCGUGUGGCGUCAAACGAGUUGCUUCAUCCUCUAAUUCUUGCCUGUGCCACUCGGCAAACUAGACUUGUUCAGAUAGCCUUGCUGAGCAUACAGAGACUUGUUCAACAUCGUGUUCUUGAAAGUUGUGCCAAUGUUGUGGUGUCUGAGCUAUGGGGAUUAGUGGAAGCGGAGUGCGAAGAAUUGCGUGUACUUCAAACUGUCCCCCCACUGGUUUCUGCUGAUUUGUUGGUUACGGGAAACACUCUUGCUAAGUGCAUCGUCAUGUGCUUUCGUAUGCAUUUCUCCAAAGAUCCUGUAGUCAUCAACGCUGCUUCAGCUGCGGUCCGGCAGUUGGUUGGCUGCGUUUUUGAACGCGUAAUCCAAGAAGAUGGUGUUUUCAAUACGGAGCUAACUGUGGUGGCUUCUCAGGGUGGGCGAUCUUUGUCCAAGUCUGCUCCUCCAACUUUAAGACCAUGCGCUGCCGACGCUUAUCUCUUGUUUAAGGAUUUGUGUCUGCUUAUUAAUGCAAAGCCCAGUGUUUGGUUAGUUGGCAUUCACGAGAUGACUAGGACUCUCGGACUGGAGCUAAUUGAAUCGAUCUUAAAAAGCUAUCCAAGCGUGUUUUUUAAGCACCAAGAAUUUUGUGAUCUUUUGAAGUCUGAAGUUUGUCCUCUCGUUAUAAAGUUGUUCUCUCCGAGCCUAAAGUCUACGCAGGUUUCAUCACAACAUGUGUCAUCACGUCCAUCUUCAAUUAUUAAUUCACCAAAUGAUCGACCGUACUUCCCUAUUGCAAUGCGCCUAGUGCGAAUUAUCCUUUGUAUUAUUACGCUUUAUCAUCACUUGUUACCUACGGAAUGUGAGAUAUUUCUUUCUUCACUAGUAAAAUUUGUGGACGUUGAUCGUAGGGGAUGGCAACGUGCACUUUCAUUGGAAGCACUUCACAGGAUUAUUAUUCGACAGGACAUCGUAAGAUGGUUGUGUGAAAAUUUCGACGCUCGGUCUAAUUCUGCCAAAGUUUUGGAACAGUUAUCACACUGUAUUUUCUGUGUCAUUCAACAAAUCGACUGUUAUAUAGUAUCUGAGUCAGAUAUGGAACCAGAUGCUGUUCAACCAAAAGGAGCAUCAGGUUUCUACUUUUGUAAUGUAUGGUAUCCGCAUGUGGAACAAUUAUCAGCCAAAAAAUCCAUCUUAUUGGACAGUCUGGAAAAACACGAAGCUGGAGUUUUGCCUGACGGAUACGUAGUAUCACGAGCUGCUUCUGUAUUAACUGAUUUUGUUCAAGCGGUUAACGCAGCUGUGGAUGCUAUCACUAUACAAGACAAAAACAACAGCAACCAUAUUGCUAAGACAAUUUUCGCCAGCUGCCAACCGAAUUUGCUUUGCGGGUUAAGCUUUCUGCUUUCUGCAAGUACGGAUGAGACGGUAACAGACCAGCUUCUCUGUGGAUUAUCUACACUGGUGUCAGUUGGUUGCAAACUGAAGGUUGUUCCUGCAAGUCUCAAUUGUCUGUUCGUGCUAUGUUGUACUUGUCUACCUUCUGCAACUUACUUGAGUUCAUACGCAGCAGUAGAGACACCACAGUGUGAUGGACCGUUACCCGAAUUGGUGUUUGAUUCUCCAUCUUCGUUACAGGAGGUGGUGGUUUCGGGUACUCCUUGUCCGUCUCCUUUGGUACCACCGGAUAAGUGGAAUGACCAAGUAACGUUGACAUCACGUAAUUUGCAAGCGUCUCGUAUUCUUCUCAGUUCUAUUUGUGGUCACGCCUCAACGUUGGAUGAACUUUGGUACUUUUGCUUAUUAACUUGUCAGCACAUUGCUUGGCUGCUCGGGAUACGGCCUUCUGCUACGGGUACAUUUUCUUGCGAGAAGACGGAAAUCGACCAGCAAGGUCACAUUUCCUUGAUAAAAUGCGUUUCGCGGACUGAAUUUAAUAUUAAGGCUGCUUUGUUCGAUAAAGUCGCGUGUGUCUCUGUCUCUCUUUCGGACGGAUCCUUCUUGACAGCAUUGGAACUUAGGUUAUCUGAUGAAAAUAUUGCCGUGGCAGCGACUGGGCGAGAAUCUUCGUUGUACCCCAUUGCAAUGCUACUUCGAUUAUCAUGCCUGAACCUCCACCGACAGCAAGUGUUUUGGGACCACGUUACUGCACAUUUUGUUAAGAUUUGUGGUCACACAACCGCUUCUUUACGUGAUUGGGCUGCGGUUGCACUCUCUAGCAUUAUUAAGCAGGCUUUUAAGGCGAAAACGAGCAUGACCGAGGCGGUGGGUGGUCAGAUUGAAUCUAUGAAUCUGCUCACACUUACUACGUUGCGUUUAAUGUGUUCGAUUCACCAUUCAGACGUCCAGCGUCGCCAAUUAGAUUGUUUAAUGGCUUUGCUUCAAACUGAUGGAGCUCAGCUCAAGCCUGAUAUGUGGCAGCACGUGAUCUACAUAGUUGCUGCUGUUAAGUUUAGUUGUGACGAAUCGUUAGUGCGACAAGGCUAUCUUGGUCUGAGGCUUAUAGCAGCGGACUUUCUACAAUCAAUUCCCUUCGAGUGCAUUUCUGUUCUUGUCGAAGCUGUAGCACGCUAUGGCAAGCAGGCCGUUGAUCACAACAUUUCUCUCUCAGCACUGACACAGUUGGUUCUUUUAAAUGUAAAAUUCGUUCAGGUAUGGUUGGUAUUGUACACUUGUCUUUCGGAGUUGUGUGUGGAUGUGAGACCAUCAGUUCGAAAAAGUGCAUGUCAAACAUUUCUUCAAACUGUCGCUUCACAUGGCCAUGCAUUACGAAUAACGACUUGGAACCAUAUGAUUUGGCAGAUAAUCAUGCCAUUAUUGGAUCGAGUGAGGGUACAGACACGUAGUGCCUCUACAGAACGUGCGAGUGGUACUUUAUUAAUGCAUCACUCGAGAGAUACUCAACAGAAGCAGUGGACAGAGACGUGCAUUCAUACUCUGUCAGCUGCUUCGAAAAUAUUCAUCACUCAACGAAAGGCUCUUCUCGCUCUAGAAGAUUUCGGAUCAGCAUGGGAAGCGUUGCUGACAUAUCUGGAGUGGGCCGCCUGUUACCAAAACGCUGAGCUUUCGCUAUCUGCCAUUAAAAGUUUCCAAGAGGUUUUACUUGGAAAAGUGUCUAUGCAAACUUUAGACAUUAACAUUCGAGAAAGAGCGAGCAGCAUGGACAAUUCUUGUGAUGAAGUGAUUCCUUACCUCCCUUUACCUCAGUGGAUGGAAGCUUGGAAUGUCAGUGAAAGCUUUUAUUUCCAAUUUUAUGUUUAUGUUCAUCUUCGUCAUGCAAAUUCAUUGACCGUUUAUUGUGAACUAUUUAUAGGCACUUUAAGUGAAAAACCCUACAUUCCCGGUCCAUCUCAUAUUACCACACUCCUUCACAUUUUUCCACCGCUCUUCGGUUAUGUUGCGCACCAUAUUGAUAUUGAUGACUUGAAAGCCGAGCACCUACCAUCCGUGCUUGAGAGUUUGGUGAACGUUCCUAUACCAUCAGAACAAGUGCCAUUUAUAAUGCAGUCGUCACAAUCUCAUAUGUCGCCUACUCAGGAAGCAGUUCUCGAAGCCAUCCGUUCAAUUUAUAGUGAAUGUAUCUCAGGUGGUGGCCCCUUACGGGACGUUUUACCGGAUCAAAUCCAACAACUUCUGCGGUUUAGUGCGAUGGCUGUAAAAACUCCUAGUGCUCUUCGACCUUUCAGCACAACUGCAUCUGGCCAGAAGGAUUAUCGCGAUUGGGCACUGCAGUGGAUAAUCCCUUUUGCGGAAACAGCUCUUCGUAUGGGGAUCGAAUUUUUCUCGUUUACUGCUGCAUUUCCUGAAAUAAUUAGAUCUCUUGUUGUUGUCGACAUUGUAAAGUUUCUUGGAGAGCCAUUAUACAUGAAGUAUUCAUGCAUCUCCCCGACAACAUGGAAGCUCGCGUCUUCGUCAUUAAUGACAGUUUUGCGCAUCGCUAUUCCGCUUGCAAGACAGCAAGUUGAACAUUUUUCAUGUCUUUGGCCCGUCAUAUGCGACACAUUAGAAAAGUUUCUUUUUUCACCAAAUGUUUGCCCACGGCUAGCAGCCGACGAACGCAAACGAGACGAGUUGGCGGAGUGCCAAGUUGUAGAGUUAGUGCGGUCUGAGCUUUUACUUUAUUCAUCUUGCCUCCCAUCAUCUAUGGUUCAACGUCUGAUUUCUAUAUUGAAUCGCGGAUCAAUCAGUCAACUUGACCCAACAGACGUUUUGGACUCGCAUGCACAGCGAGUCGAGCUUGCUCGUACUUGCUUUGAUGCUUUGCUUUCAACAUCCAGCGAAGGUAAUGGUCGACUUGGAAAUGUAGCAAUUGCGAGUCUUUUACAAAGAUGUUCUGAGGUAAUGAAUGACUUCGUGAGAGAUUGGAACAGUAUAGGUGACCUUCGUUUACCUCGUGGCCGAAUAACUGAGAUUACUUCUGCACUACAAGCUGUAGAUUCGCUUAUUAGCCGUCUUGCUAGAGAACCGACUCAGUCUGAACUGUACUCACAGCUGGUAUCACUUUAUCCAAAUGUGGUAGAUGUGGUGAGUUGCACUCGUUCAGAUCCGGUGCUGGAAUCGCAACUAAUCACGACUCUCAAAUCCUACCAAACCUUAUUGCUUCUGCAAGUGGUUCCGAAACUCCCUGUGAAGGACACAUGA